Molecule: messenger RNA, 1708 nt
Organism: Tachysurus vachellii
Lineage: Eukaryota; Metazoa; Chordata; Actinopteri; Siluriformes; Bagridae
Gene: bhlhe22
Product: basic helix-loop-helix family, member e22
Exons: 1
Coding region: 53-829 (258 amino acids)
Molecular function (GO): protein dimerization activity
Source: RefSeq, a predicted model, not a curated record
GAGAGAUUGCGCGUCUGGGUUCAGUCUGCGGGGAUAAAAAAAGCAAUAAACUAUGGACAGGAGGACGAACUUUGGGGACGUUUUACACAAAACUCUGAACGUCUCGGGUAAAAAGAUGGACUCGUUGCGUGCUCCGGGUUCCGAGGCAUCGUGCAGAGAGCGCCAGUCGCCGCUCAGAUCAUUCGAUCCGUCCGACUCGGAUCCGCUUCAGGCUGUCGGAGGAGUGGGGUCUCUCGGUCUCGCUGGUGGAUCCAUGCGGGUGCCAUACGGCGUUGGAGGCGAAGGCACGAGCGGACAGAGCAGCGGCGGAGAGCAGAGCCCGGACGACGACAGCGACGGCCGGUGCGAAAUGAUGCUCUUGGCAACGGCUCGAGACCCGAGGACGACUUCUGCAGCGGCGGGUGCGUCGGGCGCAAAGUGCGAAACGGGGAAGAAGAACCGUGAGCAGAAGAUGCUGCGGCUAAACAUCAACGCGCGCGAGCGAAGACGGAUGCACGACCUGAACGACGCGCUGGACGAGCUGCGGGCGGUCAUCCCUUACGCGCACAGCCCGUCCGUGCGCAAGCUCUCCAAGAUCGCCACUCUGCUCCUCGCCAAGAACUACAUCCUCAUGCAGGCGCAGGCGCUCGAGGAGAUGAGACGACUCGUGGCGUAUCUAAACCAGGGCCAGCCCGUGUCGCUUGCACCGAGCCUGAGCGCGUAUGAACAGUCGCCCGGGUACCCCGCGUUCCCCACCGGAGCCGCCGCGGCCUCCUCGUGCCCCGACAAAUGUACCCUUUUCAACAGCGUCACCUCUAGUCUGUGUAAACAGUGUACCGACAAGCCUUAAACACACACACACACACACACACACACACACACACACACACACACACACACACACACACACACACACACACGCACACACACACACUUCAGUGAGACUGAAACUGACGCCUGUAGGCUGCAUUUCAUAUUCCAAGAACGGAUAGAAAAGAAUUGUCAACUUUUCUUACAUCGCCUAGGAUUUCAGCAGAUGUGCCGCAGAUCCAGCAGUUUGUUCGUUUUUUUUUUCUUUGGUUUAGAUAUCUCUGAUAUCUAUGUGUGUGGAGUGUGUGCGUGGUGAUUGCUCGCGCGUGUAUGUAUGUACGUAUGUAAAUAUAAAGUAAGUGCUGGUGCGAGUGAACUGAAAGCAAAGUCUAUGUGUGAGUGUUGAGAAUGGACAGUUUAUGGAAAUUUGGACCCUAAUUAUGGACACAGUGAGCUGUUCCGACCUGGCAACAUGUGAGCAUUACUUGUUUUUUUUUUGGGAUCUCUUGUUUAAUAACUGCCCUGCAAUAAUAAUAAUAAUAAUAAUAAUAAUAAUAAUAAUAAUAAUAAUAAUAAUAAUAAUAAUAAUCUGUGCUGUUUAGAAAUUUCGCUUCCAUGUUUGCGUUUGGUGAUAAAAACAAACAGCAUCUAUGACUUCGAAAGCAAAGGAAUGGAAUUAUCAGAAAUAAUGGACUUUUCUUUGUCACAGCUGAUUUCUAACAAUCCCACUGCAGCCUUGUUUGAGCCGAUGAAGUUGACUUUGGUUUAAAUUUCCAGGUUUGCAUGAGUGAUUUAAGUCUGUUCGCUGUACACCUGGCUUUUUCCCCGUUGUUUUCUUUUCUCACACUCUCAUGCAGCAGGCUGUGAAUGAGAUUUCGGCUUGAACUUGUUGUCAGGUCAUCAUGAUGAGCACUGCAGA